AUGACAUCUGGUAAUCAAAAUGCCGUUGAGGAAUUGAUUACUUGUGCGAUUUGCCAAGAAAUAUUCAAUGAUCCUCGUGUAUUACCAUGUUCACAUACAUAUUGUCAUAAAUGUAUAGAACAAAUAGCUUCAGCUAAUAAUGAUCAAUUUGAAUGUCCACUUCGUGAUGGAUUUAUUCUAUCUAAAAAUGAGAUUGAUACAUUGCCAGUAAAUAGAAUUGCACGUGAUAUGAUCGAAAUAUAUGGUUCAAUUCGAAAGUCAACUCAAUGUUCCAAUUGUCAUACUGUUAUGGGUGAAUAUGGAUGUGAUAAAUGUGAAAAUGAAACAUUCUGUUCCGAAUGUUAUCAAACUGUUCAUACACCGCGUGUAAUGCAGAAACAUCAACAAAUUCCAAUCAAUGAAAGACAAGUUGAAAUCAUUUUCUGUAGCGUACAUUUAGAUGAAAAAGUUAAAUAUUGGUGUACAACAUGUAGAACAUUUGUUUGUACUGAUUGUAUAUUACUCGAACAUAAAGACCAUCAGUAUAAUUUGAUAAAUAAAAUUGCAAAAGAAUUAGAAAUAAAGAUGACAAAUAAUUUCAAUGAUAUUCAAUUAACUGUCGAAAAUAAAAUAAAUCGAGCAAAUGAAUUAAUAAAUAAUUGUGAUAAUAUCGCUCAAAUUAAUAGAACAAAAGUUCGUGAUAUUAUGACAUCUUUACGUGAUACAAUUGAUAAACAUGAACAGGAAUUACUAAAAGAAAUUUCAACAAUUGAAAUAGAACACAAAAAUCAAAUAGAAGAAUAUAAAACUAGAUUGAAAUAUGAACCACAAAAUUUAAGUAUGCAAAGAGCAGCUUUGAAUAUACUUCUUACAACUAAAAAUUAUGCAAAAUUAUUAAAUGCUACACAAGAAUUCGAAGAUUAUAUUAAAAGAACCAAUGAAAUAUUACAAACAAUAAAUAUUCCAAAUGCAACUAUUUAUGAAUUAACAGGAUUUGAUCAAUUAGAAGUAAUUAAAAAACAAAUUCUUCAAUGUGGACAAUAUAUCAACAAUAAUAAUAAUUCACAAUUGAUUCUUAAUAAUGAUCACAAAGAAAAAAAAUUAUUACAUUCUACGAAAGAAAAUCAUAAUUUACUUACCGUAGCAACAAGUAAUGAUUUUCCUAAUUAUAUGUAUCUACCAAAAGAACAACGUCAAAAACAACUCUGCCGUAAAUAA
Adineta steineri is the source of this 1197-nucleotide messenger RNA. The record is from the annotation of a GenBank genome assembly. NCBI's taxonomy places the organism in Eukaryota, Metazoa, Rotifera, Eurotatoria, Adinetida, Adinetidae.